AUGGGUGCGACUAUAUCCACCUGUUGGGGAGCUAUGCCCCCCAUUGCAGAGCUAUUCCCUCCCACCCCAGCUGCCUAUAAAUCUAUUAUAUGCGGCUUCCAAUACUUCCCCCUGAUGACGGUAGCUCAAUGGAUUUUAUCCUGGCAUCCAGCGGGCAAAACCUCCACAGAGUCCAUCUUCAAUAUUCCAGGACGUAUCGCCUGGUCUGCCAUGGAGCUUAUCGGUCCUAUCAACCUGAUAUAUAGCAUGGUCACCCCAUCGCCAUAUGCACCCUCAUUCACUGAUCUCCCCACAUCCAACAUCCUCGUUGUCACUCUGUACUGCAUUCACUAUUUCAACCGCGCCAUCAUCUCUCCUUUCUUUUCCGCCCCCAGCAUGUCGCCAAUCCACGUCAUCAUCGUGUCCUUCGCCAUGCUCUUCAAUUGGUUCAACUCAGCCUGUCUGGCCGGCUGGUUGCGCGGAUAUACCGUGCCAACCAUCCCGAGUUUCCACACAGCUAGUAGUGGAAGUCCAUCUCCCCGCUCUGCAGUGGUAGAUCUCCUUCCCACCGUGGGCGUGAUCUUGUUUGCCGUCGGAAUGGCCGGCAAUAUCUACUCAGAGACAACACUAUUCCGACUGAGGCGUGAAGAAGCCGCAAAACGGGCUGUCAAAAAGUCAGACGACGAAAUUCCUGUGGGAAAUGAAGCACAGGGUGGCGGCAACAAGUUCCACAAGGUCUACGUCAUCCCACCUGCCAGUGGUGUCUUCCGAUACAUCUUGUAUCCGCACUACGUAUUCGAGUGGCUUGAGUGGAUUGGUUUUGCUCUCGUUGGUACAGCGGUCGCACCAUUCUCCGCCCUCCCUACUUCUGCCUCCUCGUCUUCCGUGGCCAUCACUCCCCCGCUGCGUCUUGCGCCUUGGUUGGUGCCUGCUGCGUGGGUGGCUGGAAAGCUUGCCAUACCACUGCCUUUGCCUGCGGUAGUGUUUGCUGCCAAUGCGAUUACGAAUAUGCUGCCCCAUGCGCGCUGGGGACGAAAGUGGUAUGUUGAGAAGUUCGGUGAGAAGGCUGUUGCAGGGAGGGGGGCUGUUCUCCCUGGGUGUACGUGGAUGUGA
This is a messenger RNA of Penicillium coprophilum, 1092 nucleotides long. Its product is annotated as 3-oxo-5-alpha-steroid 4-dehydrogenase family protein. The transcript has 2 exons. The record is from RefSeq and is a predicted model, not a curated record. The coding region runs from base 1 to 1092 and encodes 363 amino acids. Gene Ontology annotation, molecular function: oxidoreductase activity, acting on the CH-CH group of donors. NCBI's taxonomy places the organism in Eukaryota, Fungi, Ascomycota, Eurotiomycetes, Eurotiales, Aspergillaceae. Gene Ontology annotation, biological process: lipid metabolic process.